UGCCGCCAGUAGAGGCCUUGUCGCGCGCCCCGCCGCUUCCCGGAGCCGCUUCCCCGCUCCCUUCCCCGACCCCCUCCCGCUCGGCCAGACUUGUGGGUCCUGAUGGAUGUUUCUGAAACACUUGAGCAAAACCCCCGCUCUCCCAGUGAGAAAGACGAAGAGGAGGAUGACCACCAGCCCUCUGAUGAUGAAAACUUGAAAGGGAGUAGUUCAGAGCAGGAUGGGGAGGAAGGACGGGGUGCCUCCUUGGGAAAAGGUCCAAAUCGGGCAACUAGAACAUUGAGCCAUGGGGAGGAGGAAGGCCUUCCCUCAGAGGAAGAGGAGCGUUUAAGUGAAACCAAGUCUCCGGACUCUGAUCGUAAUGAUCAAAGCCAGCCACUCAAGUCCUCCUUGCGUGUUGAGCAAGUGAAAGAGGGGGCAAAUGACUUGGGUGAUGAAGCCUCCUCGGUCAUUCGGGAACUGGAUGAGCAUGAACUGGACUAUGAUGAGGAGGUUCCUGAGGAGCCCAGCACUGUUCCUGCAGACGAUGAGGCCGACAAGGCUGUGGGGGAGGAGGAAGAGGAAGAGGAAGAAGAAAAGGGAGACGAGCCUCCGGGAGAUGACAAACAGCCCACCCCCAAAAGCAACAGUGAGAAGGAAGGGCAGGAGCCUCCUAAGGAGAAGAAGAAGGAAGAAGAUGGAGAAAUCGAUGACGGCGAGAUUGACGAUGAUGACCUGGAGGAGGGAGAGGUGAAAGAUCCCAAUGACAGAAAAAUGAGGCCACGUCUCACCUGCCGUUUCUUUGUGAAAGGGAACUGUACUUGGGGCAUAAACUGCCGAUUUAUUCAUCCUGGUGUGAAUGACAAAGGAAACUACUCUCUCAUUACCAAGCCAGUCCCUUUCUCUUCUAACGGUGCCCCUCCUAUUGGCCCUGGUCCUCACCCACUGAUGCCAGCCAACCCUUGGGGAGGGCCCGGUGUGGAUGAAAUCUUCCCUCCCCCACCUCCUGACCCUCCAACGGAAAGUGCCUGGGAACGGGGCCUCCGACACGCCAAGGAGGUGCUGAAAAAGGCUACCAUAAGGAAAGAACAAGAACCCGAUUUUGAAGAAAAACGGUUUACAGUAACGAUCGGGGAAGAUGAAAACGAAUUCGACAAGGAGAACGAAUUCUUACGAGACUGGAACUACCGCAUCACCCGGGACGUGCGGGAGACAAGGAAAGGGAGCGAGAGAGGGAUCGGGAGAACCGGCAGCGGGAACGGGAGCGCGAGAGGGAGCGGGAGCGGGAGCGAGAGAGGCGGCAGAGAGAGCGGGAGCGUGAAAGGGAACGGGAGCGGGACAAGGAGCGCCAGAGACGGAAAGAAGAGUGGGAGAGGGAGAGGGAGCGCAUCAAGCGAGAUGACAAGGAACGCCCACACCGGGACCGAGAUCGGGAACGGGAGAAAGAGCGCGAGAAAGAGAAAGAGAAGCCAAAACCUCGAUCGCCACAGCCAGCCAGCCGUCAGCCUGAGCCAUUGAAGAAGGAGAAGGAGGCAACAACAACAACAACAACCACUCCUUCUCAUUCCAAGAGAGCGGAUGAGUGGAAGGACCCUUGGCGCCGAUCAAAAUCGCCCAAAAAGAAGCACGGCAUGUCCGCUUCCCCCAGCCACGCGAGGAGGCGCCGGAAAGCCUCGGCUUCGUCGGCUUCCGGCUCAGGUUCUUCAAGGUCAUCCUCCCGCUCCUCCUCCUACUCUGGAUCAGGUUCUUCGCGAUCACGUUCCAGAUCGUCCUCCUACAGCUCCUACACUAGUCGCUCUUCCAGGCACAGCUCCUUCUCAGGCAGCCGGUCCAGGUCGCAGUCCUUCUCCUCUUCACCGUCUCCUUCUCCCACGCCAUCUCCACACAAGCCUCCUCCGAAAGUCAAAGGGGAAUCUGCAGUCCUGGCUGGAAAGGGUGAAAAGAUUGUGAAGAAACUACCUGCCCCACCAGCACCCCCACCGGUGGCAAAGGUUGCCCCCUCUGCCCCAGAGCCAGCCAAACCAGGGGACAACCGGGAGGCAAGACGGAAGGAGCGGCAAACGAGGACACCUCCCAGGAGGCGGGCCGUCAGUUGCAGUGGCAGCGGCAGCAGCUACAGCGGUUCCAGCGGUUCCAGAUCCUUGUCUCGGUCCCUCUCCCACUCUCGGUCCCGGUCCUCCUCGGCCUCGCUCUCCCCGUCCCCAUCCGGGUCCAGGAAAUCCAGGUCUCUGAGCGUCAGCAGCGUCUCGUCUGCCUCCAGUGCCUCCUCCAGCAGCAGCUCCAUCCGGAGCGCCGACUCAGAAGACAUGUAUGCGGAUCUGGCCAGCCCGGUUUCUUCGGCUAGCUCCCGGUCCCCGACCCCAGCCCAGCAGAAGAAAGAAAGAGGAAAAGCCAAGAAGGAGAGCGGCCCCAAGGAGGAGAAGCGGAAGCGGGACGUCCCAGCGCAGCCGGCCAAAUCCGCCAAGCCAGCCUCAGGGGGGAAGUCUCAGCAGCCUCCCGCCCCUCACCCGCCCCCCCAGGCCCAGCCUGCUGGCUUCAGUGCCCACAAGGAAAUCAAGCUCACCCUUUUAAACAAGGCAGCUGACAAAAACAGCAGCCGGAAGAGGUACGAGCCCUCCGACAAGGACCGGCAGGCUUCUCCCCCCACCAAGAGGAUCAACCUGUCUCCAGGUAUUCGCGACAGGAAACUCGCCGGAAGGCUCUCCUCUCCUAAACAGGACCGUCAGCGGGGGCCCAACCCAAAGCCCUCCCCAGCGCAGGCUGACAAGAAGCGCCCACUCUCCCCUCCGUCGAAGAGCUCCAGCAAGGUCACGAGCAUCCCAGGCAAAGCGGCUGAGCCGGCCCCUCCAGCUGCCCCCGCCAAAUCGGGCAAGUCCAGCACGUUGUCGCGAAGGGAGGAGCUCCUGAAGCAGCUGAAGGCCGUGGAAGACGCCAUCGCUCGGAAGCGGGCCAAGAUCCCCGGGAAAGUAUAGUGGAGCGUUGGGUCCAGCCCAGAUUAAGAGACUCUGCGCCUGUGGUUUUAUACAUAGCGUACAAAACAGCCACGUCGGAUUUUGCAGUUCUGUUUCAUUUUGGCUGUGGUCGUUUUUUUAAAAACAAAAACAAAACAACAACAAAUUGGAUAAUUUUUGUCAGCUGGAAUCCACCCGUGCCCAGUUCCUGUGUGAGAGAGGGUCCCCUUCUCCUCCCCCCCUCCCGGAUUGCCUCUCUCACCCAGGUGCUGCGGGCGUCGGGCGCAAGUGUUCGCCGCGGUCGUGUUCCUGGUCCUCAUGGGCUCUUCACCGCAGCCUUGUCCGAUGCCAUCUCCUCCUCCUCCUCUUCCUCCUCCUCCUCCUCCCCCACCCACCUCUUUGCUAGCUAUGAGUUGCAACCCCCUAGUUAGCCAGCGCUACGUGUCGGGUGUCGUCAGCCGUGCCCUUCCGCGCACGUGUAAGGAGAGAGCCCUCAAAGGCCGUCACCAGCGGACGCUCUCCACUCCGCCCCCUCUCCCCCUUCCUUCCCCCCCCCUUCCCACCCCCAGCUGCAUAGAGACCCGUGAUGAGAAAAUUCCAUGUCUCCUUUAUUUUAACCAAAAGAUUGUUUUAGUUGAUUUAAAACCAGAGGAGAGAAAAAAAAACAAAAGAUAUCGUCAGGAUGUAUGUCUAAUAAGGAGGGAGGAUUUUUUU
Thamnophis sirtalis is the source of this 3644-nucleotide messenger RNA. The record is from RefSeq and is a predicted model, not a curated record. Lineage: Eukaryota; Metazoa; Chordata; Lepidosauria; Squamata; Natricidae.